AUCAAUACUUUUUAUGUAGUGUGCUCAGUGUUAUGCCAUCCGUAGUUAACUUGGAAGGAUACAUGAAAAUAAUUAUUUUCCAAUAUGACAAGAGCAAAGUUGGAACUGGGAGAAAUAACACAUCAUAAUAUUAAACAAUUAAAACGUUUAAAUACAGUUGUAUUUCCUGUAUCAUACAAUGAAAAGUUUUAUAAAGAUGUUUUAGAAGCUGGUGAACUAGCUAAAUUAGCAUAUUAUAAUGACAUUGUGGUUGGAGCAGUAUGCUGUCGAAUAGAUCAAGAAGUCGGGCGUAGAUUAUAUAUUAUGACUUUGGGCUGUCUAUCACAGUAUAGAAGACUUGGUAUUGGUAGUAUGAUGGUUGAACAUGUCUUAAAUUAUGUUAAGGAUGAUGGUACAUUUGAUAGUGUUUAUCUACAUGUACAAUUAAACAAUGAUAGUGCCAUAAAAUUCUACAAAAAAUUUGGUUUUGAAAUAGUAGAAACUAAAGAACAUUAUUAUAAAAGAAUAGAACCAGCAGAUGCAUAUGUAUUGGAAAAGCGCCUACGGCACAAAAUAACAAAUGGAAAAAAUGACCAUCUUUCAAAUAACAACAAAAAAGACUAAACUGAGAUAUAUUUUUUACUUGUUCAUUGUAUUAAUACACUUCUAACAUUUAAAAACAUACUGUUACUUAUACAGUAUAAAAUAAUAAAUAUGCAUAAAAAAUA
Molecule: messenger RNA, 707 nt
Organism: Daktulosphaira vitifoliae (grape phylloxera)
Lineage: Eukaryota; Metazoa; Arthropoda; Insecta; Hemiptera; Phylloxeridae
Gene: san
Product: probable N-acetyltransferase san
Exons: 4
Coding region: 85-603 (172 amino acids)
Biological process (GO): mitotic sister chromatid cohesion
Cellular component (GO): NatA complex
Molecular function (GO): acyltransferase activity, transferring groups other than amino-acyl groups
Source: RefSeq, a predicted model, not a curated record